AGGACGUGUUCAGAUUGCAGACCCUACUGCAUCCAUGUGGUGUGAAAAUGGUGGCACAUUCGAGAACGGGCGAUGUCGGUGUCCUGCGCAGUUCGCUGGAACAACAUGUCAGCGGCUGAUUCGAGACUGCAAGGAGGCGUAUGACAAUGGACACAGACUGGGUAAUCCAGGUUUGCCGUUCCUUAUACAGCCUCUUGGAGUUACCGAACCCUUCUGGAUGGUAUGUAUCCUGGAGUGGAAUGGUGUAAGCUACGUUCUCAUGAGGAACAGAAUGAUCUCCCUCAACGCCAACUGGACGACAGCAAAGACCUGGAUCGGGGACGACCUGUCUGUCAAGCUGUACGACGUCGACUACUUCAUCGGCCUGGAGAAUCUCUACCACCUGCUAAGGCAGGCCGAGUACCAGGCCAACCUGUUCUGCAUUUACAACAAUUCCAACAGUCGAGGGUGGAUAUACUACGGUCAAUUUUCCGUUGCUCCAGAAUAUUCUUCAUACGCUCUCACUUAUUCCUACGCAAGUCCUGACAACUAUGAGUAUCUCGAUAACGGCUUCUCUAAAAACGCUCCAGUCGUCUUUUCUACCAACGAUCAUGACCCGAACUCCUGUAACCACUCAUACCCCGGGUGGUAUGAUUCCGACUGUGGCGGGUACAGUCUGUUUGCUGACAAGGUAGUCUGGCCAGUGGGCGGAUUGGAUAGAAAUAUUAAUAUUCUUAAUAUUGCAUUGACCAGGGUUUCGAACUUUGUUGUCAACUGA
Pomacea canaliculata is the source of this 757-nucleotide messenger RNA. RefSeq names its product fibrinogen gamma chain-like. The transcript has 3 exons. The record is from RefSeq and is a predicted model, not a curated record. NCBI's taxonomy places the organism in Eukaryota, Metazoa, Mollusca, Gastropoda, Architaenioglossa, Ampullariidae. The coding region runs from base 35 to 757 and encodes 240 amino acids.